Messenger RNA from Mus musculus (house mouse), 1090 nucleotides. RefSeq names its product predicted gene 829 (gene Gm829). Lineage: Eukaryota; Metazoa; Chordata; Mammalia; Rodentia; Muridae. Bases 157 to 480 code for a protein of 107 amino acids. The transcript has 3 exons. The record is from RefSeq and is marked validated.
GGGAGUCUUGUCCUAACAGGGCAGGUCAUAUUGUCUCAUUUUUACUUUUAAUGGAGGAAUAAAUUUUAUAAUUGAGAGCCGUGCUAAACUCUCUACCAGUGGAGCUACAUCCCCAGUGCCUAGGUCAAUUUUUUUCCAGGAAAUAAUGGAUGUGACAUGACUUUGGAAGACAAUUUACAGUGUGAGAAGCAUGGACUCCUGAGUGAUGAAGAACUGGGUGAGCCUAUGAGACAUGCCUCACAAACCCUUCCAUAUCCAGCUCUACCCUAUGUGCUCUCAAGAGCCUUCCGGACUCCCAGAGGUGGAAGGUUCAAAUGGAGAGCAAAGCUGAGGCCUUGGAGCCGUGAUGUGUGGCGGUCCACAGUAGCUACCGGAGGAGGAUGCACGACCUGCUUCAAGACCACCAUGCCUGUCUCAAGGUGUCCCUCAAGCCUGCCUGAUCAUCAGCACAGGGGCCUAGGGGGCCUAUCAACACCCUAGAAAUGAUCUGCCAUAUCCCCACUCCAAUCGGAUCAUUUGCAGGAACCCCCAUCAUGAGUGAGAUGUCAGACUCAGAGGCCAGGGAGCAUCCAGACUCCUAGGGCGUUCACAGCCACCGCAUCUUACUUCUGAAUUUGCAACGAGGGGACUAAGCCUCAGAGAGGUCAAAGUGGCCAGACAAUGACAUGGAAGGACCAAGACAAGAACCCAGGAUGAGCUUCUCCCGCCUGCCUCUCCAGGGCCUCUGGACACUAGGAUCAACAGCCCAUUUCUCAGAUGAGGGACUGAGGUGCACAGGUGUUCAAUCCCCGGGGCACAGUCAGCUGGGCUCUGGAGUCUCUCUUCUUAAUCUCUCACUACUCUGAAAGAUGGAGAAACUGAGGCACGAGGCGGUUUCUCCACGGUCGUGUAUGAACAGAAAGCAGGCUACUGGAGUUCAAGUCAGAGUUCUCGAAAUCCACAACGGAGCAAGUGCCUUGACUGAGCCAAAGCCCAGCUAGCUUGCCGGCUUCAAUUAAACCGUUUGCUUUUCUGACCAAAGGAUAAUUUAACUAAUAGCACCGGUUUUCUGACACUAUUGAUCGGCCAAGAUUAAAUAUGUUUGUCACAG